CGGUGUCGCCCCUCAGUGAACGUCACCCCGUGCCAGUUUGACACGGCGGAUGUUCCUUGGAGGAUCCGCCGUUUGCGCCUAUAAUAUGGAACAUUGUUCUACUGUUCUCGAUCGACGACGAGAUCGAGGAAUUCCUGAGACAAGAAAGCGAUGCGUAGCCUUGCUCGCAGGCUACUAGUAUGGCCGGCAUUCGUACUGUCCCUCCUGGUGGCCGGUCGUUUGCUGUUCGGCCGCGAUUUUCGAUUGCCGGCAACGACAAUCGUUUUUCACGACGACGAUAGCAUCCCGAUACCGAGCGGCGGCCAUACGAAUUCGCAGCAAGAUUCUGGUCCGCCGGGACCGCCCGCUUAUGCGGCAGGCAUGUACAUGACAGGUCGGCAACCCCGUAACGGAAGUGCUUGCAAGUGGUACCAUGGUCUACCGGAUGUCCUUUCUUAUCCACCGUCCAAGCUCACUUGGAGCCCCGAAAUCGGCGAGAAGAGCCCUUAUAGGGUCCUACCAUUCGUGUUGCGCGGCGCCACCGAAGCGACAGACGGGUUGCCCCAGGUCACGCUGUCUACACAUGCCACUGCCGAUCAGGUUUACGGGAUCGUGGAGCUGGCCAGACGAUGGGAGGGACCGCUCAGCCUGGCAGUGUUCGCGCCAGGCCUCGACGCCGGCCUCGCUGUCGCUCAGCUUGAUCGGGCCUGUCGGUGCGAGCCUGCCAUGUACAAGGUUUCCGUCCACCUGGUGUUUCCGGCGGGUCGACCGCCCGCUUUGAAUGCGAUCAGUCGUACUCGAGGCGAUUGCGCCGCCUCUGAUCUUCAGUGGCGACAGGCCGAUACUGAGAGGCGAAAGAUGAGCAUGAUGUAUCCGAUCAACGUAGCUCGGAACGUAGCGAGAACGGCGGCGAACACGUCCCGCGUGCUGGUGUCGGACAUUGAGCUGCUGCCGAGUGCGCGGCUGGCUUCCGGUUUCAUGGACAUGGUACAUCAGAGGUCGCCCAAGGUCGGCGUGAUCUUCGUCGUACCCGUCUUCGAGAUAGAGUCCAACGAACCGCCGCCAGCGACGAAGCGCGAGCUCCUCGCCGCCUGCCGAGCCGGUUUAGCGGUAUAUUUUCAUAGAUUCCUCUGUCCGCACUGCCAGCGAUUUCCCGGACUGAGCAGGUGGAUGAUCAGGCCGGAUCCGGGCAGGGUUCGACCGCUGAUCAUCACCAAAAGGGAAUAUCCGCAUCACAGGUGGGAGCCGGUUUUCAUCGGCACGCGCGAGGAUCCGCUCUAUACGGAAGAGAUGUCCUGGGAAGGGAAACAGGAUAAGAUGGCCCAGGUAUCUUAUUUAAAUACAGACUCAUCUCUCCUAAAUACGAUGUUCGAGAUGUGUCUUCUGAAUUAUCGUCUAGUUGUGCUCGAUGGUGCCUUUUUAGUGCAUACUCCGGGAAUCAAGCGGAAAACGCACAAGAUCAUUGCGGCCACGCAGGAAUUCUUCCGGCCGCACGAGAGGCGAAACGCCAGGAUCUAUCAACGCGUGACAAAACGUCUAAUCAAGCAAUAUCCGAUUAAUCGUAGAUGCGCGCAAUGAGACUUUUAAAUAUCAACAUAAUUCUUUCCCUGAAAGAAAAAAAACAGGUAGAAAUAGAGAGAAAUCACUCGACGCGCAAGCGGUGCCUGAUAUAUCUGAUGUAUACGAACGAUAGAAAAAUAUUUUUCGGCGACAUCGUGAGUUUUAAUUAUAGACUUAUAGAAGAAUAUAUAUCAAUCGUUUUUCGAAUAUAUCACCGCGGAAAUAAAGAUUUUUAUACGGAAAGAAGUAAAUUUUACGGUAA
Molecule: messenger RNA, 1801 nt
Organism: Formica exsecta
Lineage: Eukaryota; Metazoa; Arthropoda; Insecta; Hymenoptera; Formicidae
Product: beta-1,4-glucuronyltransferase 1-like
Exons: 6
Coding region: 151-1557 (468 amino acids)
Source: RefSeq, a predicted model, not a curated record